UGACUCUGCCUGUUGCCUGUAGUUUUUUCUACUUUCAAAAGAAAAUGUUAUUAUCCUGCAUUAGGUGACUUCAUCCUCACUAUAAUCCAUUAUUCACAUACUGUCUAGACAAUAGAAAAACACUUCCAUUAAGUUACCUAUUUCUUAAUAAUUUUCAUAGCAAAUUAUUAUUAUCUUUUUUUGUUUGUUUAAUUCCCACCGACAGUGGAUACAAAGUUUGACAAUUGUAGCGACUUCCACAGUCGCUAGAGGCCGGGGAUGGAGCUUGCCUCUUUGCCUGACGCGCUGUCAACUUAUGCAAUAAUGCGAAAGGUGGAAUUGUUUGCUUAUUUAUUAAAGUGCUUUGAGAGUUUACAGAGUAAUGUGAUCAUCUCACGAUUUGUACUCUUACAACGUCACAGGCUCUAAUGUAACAAAGCAAAACAUGUUGUGCAGCGGUCAACAAAACUACGGCUACCCAGCCCUCCUCUCUGUCAAAAUCAAACCCCGUGAAUGACAGACUGACAACGCCCAUUUAUGUCACCGCUAGCACCCACGUGACUCCCAUAACCAAACAAAUGAAAACCCAGUGAUCAUCAAAAUUCUAUAUAUUUAGUUAUGGCUCCUACAACAAUGGUUCAGAGGUUGCUCAACAGAGAGUGAUUUAACCCUUUCAUGCAUGAUUUAUGACAACCUCAAGUAUUUUUAUUAAUCAAUAGACAUGAAAAAAAAAAAGAUUUGAACUUCAUCUUUUUAAACAUGCACAUUUCAAAGAGUUUUUUACAUGUUCACUUAGGUAGACAACAUACCUUUUGAAUAAAUAAUAUACACUGUGUUUUGUGUUUAUGUGCAAGUAUACCAUCAACAUUGACACAAAUACAAGGAAACAGCCUUUGAAUAGCUGUCCACUGUGUCACGGUCGGACGGUCCUUUCCGGACGACCUUGCUUGUGUUUAUGUUUUCUAUGUGUGUUUGCUUCUCCCUCUCUCUCUCCCCGGUCCUCGGGGCUUUUUACGGAAGGGCGCGCCGUGGGAGAGGCGUGUCCUGGCGACUGUCGUCAUUGGGAGUCCCUCUUCGCUGUUGCCGGCCCACCUGCAGCUGAUUACCUGACCAGCUGUUGGUAAUCAUCCCUCCCGGCUAGAAAGAGGUAUUUAACCUGGACUCGCGGCGACAGUCGACGUGGGAUUAUUACUCCGAACUAGAGGGGCGAGCGGAGAAGCGAGUUGGGGAGCACACACACUAAGGGAGUUACAACACGGAACGCACUGGGAGCAGGGACGAGCACGAUUGGAAAAUUGCACUUUUGAGUGAAUUGUUGGACUUGCCUGUCUGUUUCACUGUAAAUAAACGCACUGUGUUUCUGUGAAGAAGAACCGCGCCUGGGUCCCUCUUUUCCGUGACAUGUAGUGACCACUAUGCGUGAAAGAGUUAAAAAUGUGCUGGUCAACGAGAGUGAAAUGGACUGCUGCUAUUGGUCAGAACUAGCACGUGAGAAUGUGAUAAAUGUUACCGUUUUAUAAAGAAGGAAAACACAUUCAGUCUUUUUUUAAAAAACAUUGGACACUCGUGUCGAUUUCGAGGACUUUUACUCUGAAAGAAAGGAACAGGAAGACGCUAAUUUCACACGCACUAGAAUGGAACAGCUCAGCGAGAACUAACAACAAAAGUAUUCUAGCAAUGAUUACAUGAUCACGAUGAGGAUAAUAUGUUUUUAUUCGUGUUGCUUCUUUUUUUAUUCCAUGUCAUCUGCAGUGAAACACUCACUGCAGUAUCUGGUCACUGCAUCCUCUGGAGUCCCAAACAUCCCAGAGUUUAUGGGUGCUGUGGUGCUUGACAACAUCCAUAUGGUUUACUGUGACAGCAUUAACAAGAUAUUGGAACCAAGACAGAACUGGGUGAAGGAGAUGUUUGAAAACGACACUGAGCUGUUGGAGAUGUACACUCGAAAGUGUACUGUGAUUCUGCCCCAAAACUUGGGAAACCGUAUUUCUAGUCUGAAGGAGCAAUUCCAGAGUGAAGGUGUUCACAUUUUACAGAUGAGAGAAGGCUGUGAAUGGGAUGAAAAAACUGGAGAGGUGACUGGAUUUUUACAGUACGGUUACAACGGAGAAGACUUUGUUGAGUUUGAUCUGAAGACUCUGACGUGGAUCGCACUGAAACCAGAAGCUGCCAUUACUAAACAAAGAUGGGAUGCUGACAGUGUUAGAACAAAACUCAAUGAAGACUUCCUCACUAACAUUUAUCCACAGUGGAUGAAGAUGUUUUUAUCCUAUGGGAAACGCUCCCUGCAGAGAACAGUUCUUCCCAUGGUGUCUCUCAUAGAGACGACUCCUACCUCUCCAAUCAGCUGCCACGCUACAGGUUUCUAUCCUGACAGAGCUGUGAUGUUCUGGAGAAAAGAUGAAGAGGAAAUUCAUGAUGGUGUGCAUCCUGGAGAGAUCCUCCCCAACAAUGAUGGGUCCUUCCAGGUGAAUGUUGAUCUGAAUGUUUCAUCAGUCAAACCUAAAGACUGGAGCACAUAUGACUGUGUAUUUCAGUUCUCUGAUGGUGAACAUGUCAUCACCAAACUGGACAAAACAGUGAUCAGAACAAACUGUGGAAAAAAAAUACUUUGCAAUGAUGGAGGUGAGAGAAACAUCUUGUUUGCUGAUAUUGUUAAUAUAAUGCUUUAUUUGUUUAUCCUAUAUUGGAUCCCAGGAGGCAUAACUGCCAUGUUGGGAAUAACUCUUGAUAGGGAAUAAUUUCUUCUUUUUUAAUUAUUGUAUAUUACAAUCAUUUUCUCUCUCUCUCUCUUUCAUUGUGAUUAUAAGCUCUUACUGUUGAUAUUAGUAAGAAAAACCUGAAUUUCAUGCCACCCUGAAUGUGAUAUUAGAACUUCUACAUUUGUCACCAAACUACAAAAUGUAGAAGACCACCUGAAAGCUGUGUCCUCAAGAAGAAAUGUUUAAUUGCAUUCCUAAAGUUUUGGAUUUUGUACUUUAAGACUUUAAGUAAUGCCCCAAAGGGGCAAAAACCACUCAACACUCAACAGAAACCGCAUUACUUAAAGUCUCUAGUAACAUUAUGAUGUCAGCUGACUCCGGAGCAUCCACAGUCAUGGUUUUGUUGGACUUGACAUCUGCCUUUGAUACCAAAGAGCCUGAUUAACAGGCUCUGGGAUGUAGUGUGUCCGGUCUGGCUUUGAAGUGGUUUCAGUCAUACCUCUCCAACAAAUCAGUUUUUGUCACAUUCUAAGGAUCUGACAUGUGGGGUACCGCAGGGUUCAGCUCUGGGUCCUAUUCUUUUUCUUUUGUACAUGUUACCUCUAGGAUUUAUAAUUAGGCAGUUCCCUGAGGUGUCUUAUGACUUCUAUGCUGAUGAUAUUCAGCUCUAUUGCUCUUUUAAGCCGAUGGAAGUCCAUAAACUGUGGUCUUUAAUUAAAUGUUUAGCUUCCAUUGAACAGUGGCUUGGAGACAACUACUUACAGUUGAACUCUGAGAAGUCAGAAACAUUAAUUAUUGCCCCUGACAGCCAGAUAUCUCUAAUCAAACAGCAUCAAUGUUCUCUUGGCUCAUCUGUACCUUGGUGUGAUCUUUGAUUCUGCCAUCUCCCUAGAACAACACUCUCACCAGUUAAUUAGGAAUUGCCUUUUUCAGCUAAGAAACAUCUCCAAACUAUGAACUUUGUUGUCUACAUCUGAGUUAGAAAUGGUUAUUCAUGCUUUUAUUUCAUCUCACUUAGAUUAUUGUAACAAUCUUUUUCUUUGUUUGAGCAAAAGCAAUCUUGACCGUCUCCAGAAUUAGUCCAGAAUGCUGCUGCAAGGCUUUUAACUAAGACACGAAAAAGAGAGCACAUUACACCAGUGUUACGUUCAUUACACUGGCUUCCAGUACAUUUUAGAAUUGAUUUUAAAAUCUUAGAACUGACUUUUAAAGCUUUGAAUUGUAAUGCCCCUGCCUACAUUUCAGAUCUUUUAGAACCCUACGCUCCGUCUCACAGCCUGAGAUCAUCUAAUCUAAGGCUGUUGGUAGUCCCACGAACACGUUUUAAGACCAGAGGUGAUAGAUCUUUUAGAACAGUGACCCCCAGGUUGAGGAAUGCACUCCCUCCAUCAUUACGUUGCCUUGAUUGUAUUUAUUCUUUUAAAAAGCAGCUUAAGACAUUUUUUUUAUUUAGAUAGGUUUUUAAUUAGUUUUUUGUGCUGUAUGUUUGAUUUUU
This is a messenger RNA of Oreochromis aureus, 4176 nucleotides long. Its product is annotated as major histocompatibility complex class I-related gene protein-like. Lineage: Eukaryota; Metazoa; Chordata; Actinopteri; Cichliformes; Cichlidae. The record is from RefSeq and is a predicted model, not a curated record. The coding region runs from base 1665 to 2720 and encodes 351 amino acids. The transcript is spliced from 5 exons. Gene Ontology annotation, biological process: immune response. Gene Ontology annotation, cellular component: external side of plasma membrane.